CUAUAUCACUAAUUACAUUUAGCUUCAGUAACUUUUUAACCAACCCUGGUAGGGAGGGUGUUGGUCAUGGAAAAGCUAAUUAGGAGAAACUAUGUAUUGUUCAGGAUCACAGGAAAUUUUUCGGAGAAGAAAAUAGGGAACAAAGAGCCCUUCCUUGGGAUCAGACUUGGGUUGAAUCUUGUUACUUGACCAGUUUGGCUUGGACAAGUUACAACUGACUCAAGCCUAAGUUUCCUCAUCUGUAGAAGAGAAUGAUAAAUAUAUCCUGUAGGAUCAUUGUAGGGAUCUACACACAGAUAAUAUGUGUUAGAUGCCUGGUACUUGAUACGUGAGUGGCAACUCUAUUAAUUAGUAAUAACAAAGACCUUACUUUGAAGAACUUAUUCUAAAGAAUGGGGACAAAGUCAUGUCCAUAAGAUGGCCUGCUGAGGCCCCGCACUACUCAAGCCUCUCUGGAGGAAAGAAUCCAGCACCUAGAGCAGUGUCUGGCACAUAGUAGCUGCUCAAUAAAUAUUGGCCCUUAAAAUCACAGUCUAUCCUUAGUCUCCUAUUUAAUACAGAGUCCUACCCCUGCUUCCUCUGGACUCCUGAUUUCUCUUAAAGUACUCCCCCCCACCCCCAACAAUAGCACCUUUUAGCAUUUCAUGUAACUUAUUUAUUCAGUAAUGUUUUAUUUAUUGCUAGUUUCCUCCAUCCACUCCCACCCCCGUCUAGAUUAAGUCCCAUGAAAACAGGGACUUUUGUAAGUUUUCUGCACUUUUGCAUCUCCAACACCUAGAAUAGUGCCCAACUUAUAGCAGGUUAUUAAUAGACUAUCUCUUGCAUGAGUCGAAUGUGGCUGAGGGGCUAAAGCCCUGGAGGUGGAGUCAGAAGGUCUCUUGGGAUCAUCACUGAAUUCCCGUGUGGUCUUAAAGGUGUUUCCAGUCUCCUCUGGGCCUGUUUCUCCUCCGGGCUCUGACCGACUUGGUUUUUCAGCCACUGGUCAAGCCGGCCGGGAGGCGUCGCGCCCCCAGUGUCCGCCAGGGGGCAGUCCAACACAGGGCCGGCCCCGCCCACUUCCCGGCGGCCCGCGGUGGGUGGACCCACGAGCCCGCGGGUACAGAAGCGGAGUCCUGCCUGCGUCGGACUCAGUUGUCAAGCCGCCUGCCCGCCAGCCCUCAGAGCCUGGCCAUGUCCUGCUACAUCUACCAGCUGCCCUCCUGGGUGCUGGACGACCUGUGCCGCAACAUGGACACGCUGAGCGAGUGGGACUGGAUGCAGUUCGCCUCCUACGUGAUCACAGACCUGACCCAGCUGCGGAAGAUCAAGUCCAUGGAGCGGGCCCAGGGUGUGAGCAUCACACGAGAGCUACUGUGGUGGUGGGGCAUGCGGCAGGCCACCGUCCAGCAGCUGUUGGACCUCCUGUGCCACCUGGAGCUCUACCGUGCUGCCCAGAUCAUCCUCAACUGGAAACCAGUUCUUGAAGUCAAGUCUUCCAUCCCAGACUUCUCGGACACUGUGAAGCCAGGAAAGCCUUUGGCAGCUUCUGUGAGAAACACUGAGGAUAAGCAAGAAACGGGGCAGCCUGUGAGGCCACCCACCUCUCCAGGCUCAGGACCUGCUGCAGCCAGAGUCAACCUCUCAGCCUCUCCUGAACAUGCCUCUUCUUCCUUAAAAACCAACCAGACUGCCUCAGCUGAUUCAAAGUGGUAUAAAGAUGAACAUGAUCCAAGUUGGAUUAAAAAUUUCAACAUUUUCUUCAAGGAUUUCAGUGCCUCCAUUCCUAAGCAAGAGACACUUUCAAGCCUGGCUGGAGAUGACCUUUUCUGGAGUGAGGUAGAUGUGAUCCAGGCAACUGAUAAUUUCAACCCAAGCCAUAAAAUCAGUGAGGGGACCUUUGCCGACGUCUACAGAGGGCAAAAGCAUGGCACACCGUUUAUCUUCAAGAAGCUCAGAGAGAUGGCCUGUUCAGGUCCAGGAUCAAUGGAAAAAUUCUUCCAGGCAGAGAUACAAAUUUGUCGUAGAUGCUGCCACCCCAACGUCUUACCUCUGCUGGGCUGCUGCACUGGAGAACAGUUUUACAGCUUGAUUUACCCAUACAUGGCAAAUGGUUCUUUACAGGACAGACUCCAGGGUCAGGGUGGCUCAGACCCUCUCCCCUGGCCCCAGCGCAUCAGCAUCUGCUCAGGGCUGCUUCAUGCCGUGGAUCACCUGCACAGCUUGGAGAUCAUCCACGGCAAUGUCAAGAGCUCCAAUGUUUUGCUAGACCAAAACUUCACCCCCAAGCUGGCUCAUUCGAUGGCUUACCCGUGUCCUGUCAACAGAACAUCAAAAUACACCAUGAUGAAGACCCACCUUUUCCAGGCCUCCACUGCAUAUCUUCCGGAAGAUUUCAUCAGAGUGGGGCAGCUGACAAAGCGAGUGGACAUAUUCAGCUGUGGAAUAGUGUUAGCCGAGGUCCUCACAGGCAUCCCUGCGAUGGAUAACAACCGGAACCCGGUUUACUUGAAGGAUUUACUGCUCCAUGAAAUUCCCAGCAGCAUCACAUCGCUCUGCUCCAGGAAGAUGGGUGUGGAGAAAGAGAUGGCAAAGGAGAUCUGCCAGAAAUACCUGGAGAAGAGAGCAGGAAGGCUGCCGGAGGCCCACGCCGAGGCCUUGGUCAUGGCCGCCUGCCUCUGUCUGCGGAGGCGCAACGCCAGCCUGGCAGAGGUGUGUAGCUCCGUGGCCGCUGUGGAAGAGCAGUUGAGAGGUCAGGAGACCUCGCUCCCGUGUAGUGGGCUUUCUGAGGGCACAGGGUCUUCCUCCAACACCCCAGAAGAAACAGAUGACGUGGACAAUUCCAGCUUCGAUGCCUCCUACUCCAUGAGGGCUGCACCCUGGGCUGGGACUGCCUCCUUGCCUCCCCUGACAGUGGAUGAGGAAGGCAUGCUGCUUGCUGGUGGAGCAGUGGAAGCUGACUCCUCUGCUGAGGCCUGUGCCCCUCCAGAGCCUCCCCAGGAUGUUGCUUUUCUUUACAUUGAAUGUCAGCUACAGAGACCUCGUGGAAAAUCGAGAUCAAUGAGGCCAAAAGGAAACUCAUGGAGAAUAUCCUGCUUUACAAAGAAGAGAAACUGGAUAGCAUUGAGCUUUUUGGCCCCUGAUGACUUGAACACAGCUGAGGACCCUCGUCCUCCAUUAGAAAGAUGAACAUCAGAUCAAGAAAAAGAUCUAAGGAAGAAUCGCGAUCUCCCAGGAAACACCAAACAUCAGCUUCCCUUGGGUCAGGCGAAGAGACACUUGCACUUUUCCAGAGUGAGUCAGGGGAGAUAGGACUCAGCUUUCCAAGACACACAAAUCCAUGCAGUCCUCUUCCUUUCUGGGAUUUGUCAAUAAGAGCUCUGGGUUAUCAGGCCACUAAAGUGGAAACCCUGGUACAUGAGCCCAGGAUGUGGGCAAUUUUGUGGUUCUGGGGAGUAUGUGAUGAUAACCACCCCCGCAGAUGCCGUUUCCUGGCUCUCACCCUCGACAACCACUGGAGCAUUCUGAGUGCUGAUGGCACUUUCCGAAGCUAAGCUCUCUAGGUCAUAUUUGCCACCAGCUGCCUGCAAACUUCCGUGACCUCAAAGACUUUCAACUUGCGCCCCAGUUCACAGUUCUUCACUCCUUCCUCAAGGUCUCAAGUUUUACACAAGCCAGACACUUGGCAGAAGGCUCUGGAGAUUUCCCUGUUUUCUCUUUUGGAAAUCUUGCAACUCACAGAUAUUUAUUUAAUGCUUACUCUGCACCUUUAUUUUCCCACCCCACUAACGCUAAUAAUUUAAAUGGAGCUGUUAUUUAGAGAGUAUGUGUUAUUUAUGGCUGGAUGAAGAACCAGAGGAACUAGUUUCAUGAUUGAUUCUGCUGCUAAUUAAGUCUAGCAUUUAAUUUCUGAGACCUCAGUUUCCUUGUAAGUAACAUGCAUUCAUUCAUUCUCCCUCCCUGGGCUGUUGGGGAGGAAGAGGUAGAGACAUGGCUACAGAAAUACUUGGAAAAUGCACAUCUUGUUUUAUUAAAUAAAUUUUUAAAAAGGA
Messenger RNA from Bubalus bubalis (water buffalo), 4028 nucleotides. RefSeq names its product interleukin 1 receptor associated kinase 2 (gene IRAK2). The transcript is spliced from 14 exons. Gene Ontology annotation, molecular function: protein kinase activity; protein binding; ATP binding. Gene Ontology annotation, cellular component: cytoplasm; plasma membrane; nucleus. The coding region runs from base 1171 to 3165 and encodes 664 amino acids. NCBI's taxonomy places the organism in Eukaryota, Metazoa, Chordata, Mammalia, Artiodactyla, Bovidae. The record is from RefSeq and is a predicted model, not a curated record. Gene Ontology annotation, biological process: protein phosphorylation; intracellular signal transduction; interleukin-1-mediated signaling pathway.